Molecule: messenger RNA, 2219 nt
Organism: Plutella xylostella (diamondback moth)
Lineage: Eukaryota; Metazoa; Arthropoda; Insecta; Lepidoptera; Plutellidae
Product: facilitated trehalose transporter Tret1
Biological process (GO): carbohydrate transport; transmembrane transport
Cellular component (GO): membrane
Molecular function (GO): sugar transmembrane transporter activity
Source: RefSeq, a predicted model, not a curated record
UUCCUCGUCUGCUAUUCGCGCGCUCGUUCGUUCGUUCGGUCAGUUCCAGCGGUUUCGUUCAGUCAGUUCUCGCCCGCCGCCGCGUCCACACGUCCGCGUUCCUCGCAUCAUGAGCCAGCCAGCCAACACAUAAAUCUACCAAAAUGAAGCCGUACCGGUUAUAACGUUUCUUUCAAAACUCCAAAUUAAUUUUAAUUCGAAUAUACAUAAUUGUGAUAUUAAGUUAGUAUUUCCUCAUAAAUUUGUAUUUAUAUAUCAAAAAUGGUUUGUAACGUUUAGUCUCUAGUUUAUAUCUAUAUCUAUUGUUAUACAUUUAUUUAUCAGUGCUCAAGUUAAUCUCAUUCCAAAAUAAACACCCAGUUUAUAAAAUUCGUCGGAAAACUCGUCAACUACAAUGUCAUCUAGAACUCGUUCACAUUGGAAGGAAUAUGGAACAGCACUAUGUGCCACCCUCAUCACGGCAACUGCCGGCACCUGCUUCGGCUGGCCGUCGCCCACGCUGUCGUACCUGCAGUCCCCCGCCAGCUCCAUCCCCACCAGCAAGGACGAGGGCUCCUGGAUCGUGUCCAUCAUGAUCCUGUGCUCCGCGCUGACCCCCGUGCCCGCCGCCUACGCCGCCGACCGCCUCGGCCGCAAGACGACGCUGCUGCUCGGCGCCGUUCCCUUCAUCAUCGGCUGGAUCCUCGUGAUGGUGGCCAGUUCCGUGCCCGUGCUGUACGUGGCUCGCAUGUUCUCCGGGCUCGGCUACGGCAUCGUGUACACCGUGGCCCCCAUGUACACCGGCGAGAUCGCCACGAAUGAAGUCCGCGGCGCCCUCUCCACACUCAUCACUCUAAUGAACAAAGUCGGAAUUCUUGCCCAGUACUGCAUCGGACCAUUCGUGUCUAUGAAGACUCUAGCCGGGAUCAACUUAAUCCUACCCGUUACCUUCGUCAUUAGCUUCUUAUUCUUGCCAGAGUCGCCUUACUACUACCUGAAAUUUGAGCGCAGUGAGAGAGCGGAGCGUUCUCUAAGAGCACUCCGCUCUGGUGAUAUAAGACUGGAAUUAAAGAACAUAGAGAUAAAUGUACAAGAGGACAUGAAGAACCGAGGGACUUGGAGCGACCUGCUGACAGAGGCAACGAAUAGAAAAGCUAUGUUUAUCAGUCUGGGGAUCUUCACGAUACAGCAGUUGUGCGGCAGUGCAGCGGUGGUUGCGUAUACUCAAACGAUAUUUGAAAGUACUGCUGGCGCGCUGAAGUCUUACGAGGAGUCCAUGAUAGUGGGGUGUGUGCAGGUCGCCACGUGCAUCGUGUCGGUGAUCCUGGUGGACCGAGUGGGCAGGAAGCCGCUACUACUACUAUCAGCGCUUGGCGUCGGUCUUAUGAACGGAACACUGGGCACAUACUUCUACUUCGCGAACUCAAAUCCUUCAGUGAUUGAAAAGCUACACUGGAUCCCGCUUGUGGCGAUGCUGGUAUAUAUCGUGUGCUAUGCUAUCGGCCUAUCGACGGUUCCGUACGUGAUCAUUGGAGAGAUGUUCCCGACCAACGUGAAGCUGUACGCGUCGUGCGUCGCGCACAUCUACACCGGCAUAGCCAUGUUCACAGUGCAGAAACUAUUCCAGGUGGUAUCGGACAUGUGGAGCAUCCAGAUCGUGUUCUGGGGCUUCUCCCUGUUCUCGUUCUGCGGGCUGUUCUUCAUGCUGGCCAUGCUGCCGGAGACCAAGGGCAAGUCCUUCGCGUCCAUCCAGGCGCAGCUGCGCCGCGACGUCGCGCGCGACAACGCCAAGAAACUCAUGACCGUCGAGUUCUAACCGCCCCAAGUAUUUAGGUUGUGAUACAAAAUUGCAGUGCUGAGACGCUACUCUUACAUUAGGGAUCAAAUGAAACUUAAAUCAUACUGAUACUUAAUUUAAUGGAUAGUUUUACAUACGUAUAGUUUUAUAUACAAGAGAAGUAUUUAUGCUCCGGUCACAUGAGGAGCUUGAUGACGGCCGUGAGCGGCAGCAGGGAGGGGGCGAGGAGGGAGGCGGAGGAGAAGGCCUUGAAGUCCUGGGGGUCGUACCCCGGGGGCAGGCCGCGGCUCCGGACCACGCCGGAGUAGAGCCGCGCCGACUGCUUCGCCGUGCGCGUCUUGUUCGGGCUAUUGAAGUCCACGAGGUACAGACCGAAGCGGGACCUGCAAAUGCAUUUAAAUCUUAACAUGACGAGUUCAAUUAAAGCUAAAGAGUUUGACUA